GCGACUAAGGUUAAAAAUGGUUUCUGUUUUAGGGCUUUUCAAGAGGAACCCGUGAGACACAGUAGCGAGCAUUGGUGAGGAAUCCACAUGGUAUCAAGAGUUUUUCCCUGGAAUCAACAUGCUUUCAACGACACCCACCUCCACCACUGCCCUCCGCCUACAUCUGGUAUUGUUUGGAAAAAUGUUAAAUGUGGUCAAAUAUGGGCGUUUCUUAGAGAUGAAUUUCAGUUGACUUGGAUAUUUGUCGGUUUGGAUUUCAAACUGACAUAUGUGGAGCUGCAUAAUAUUCAUUUUCUUCAAGGGAUCCUUCCAUACAUAAAAUUAGUGAUUUUUGCAGCCAAAUGAAAGCUAUUAGUCGGCCAAUCUGAACAUCAACGCGGCUAAAUCAUCGUAGUUGUCAAAAGCGAAGUUGUCACUAUAAAGACCCUAUAGUUAAAUUAUAAGCUUAAAGUGAAAUCGACUUGCACCUUUUAAAAAAUUAUUUGACUGGAUUGUUGAAUUCUUAUUUGAGAUAUUAACAAAUAGUAAGAAUGUAUAUAGUUGUGGGUGAGCGACUGAGUACGACUGGAUGUAGAUCUACCGGUUGAACUUGGUUUUAUUAUUGCUGGAAGAACUCCAACAAGUAAGAAAACUGGUCAAAUAAUGGCUGAAAAUUUUAUUUUAGGAAAAAUAUUCUCUUGUGUUUUACCUUGAUCUCUAGCUUUCCAAUAAAUGUUCUCUGCUAUAUAGCUACUCAACUUUUGUUUGUUUUUCUACAAUUACGAUAAUAUAUGCCUUUGUUGUCAAUCUUCCCAAGGUAUUCCGAUCAAUUUUUCCUUGACUAUUUUCAUAUUUUUGAUGGAGAUGAGCAGGGACUGUUUUCCAUUUAUGGCAAUGCACUUUCAUUUGUGCCUAUUUUCAAAUUCAAGCGUGAAGUGGCCAAAAUGAUCGAAGAUGCCUAAAUUUAUCCCCGCAAAGCGGGGUUCCUCAUCUAGUUUAGAUUAAAUGUGGAUUAUGGACGCAAAUGUCAAGAUUAAUCAUCGUUGUUACUCAACAUCUUCUUGACCUCUUUUUUAUGGCCUUUCAUGAAGAAAUUUCUAGGUGUAUCUAUAAAUAUUCCUUAUCACAAUUGUGUUCUAGAGUGCUUUUGCACCAAAUUAUAUAUCCUUGUUGACUCUC
Lactuca sativa (garden lettuce) is the source of this 1158-nucleotide messenger RNA. The record is from RefSeq and is a predicted model, not a curated record. NCBI's taxonomy places the organism in Eukaryota, Viridiplantae, Streptophyta, Magnoliopsida, Asterales, Asteraceae.